AUGAUUUAUCGUGAGCGGCAUUGUCCUCCUCAAGAAGAAAAGUUGCAUUGCCUAAUUCCGGCACUGAAUGGUUAUGCAACUCCAUUUCCAUGGCCAAAGAGUCGUGAUUAUGUUCCCUAUGCCAAUACCCCAUACGAGAGCUUGACAGUUGAGAAGGCUAUUCAGAACUGGAUUCAGUUCGAGGGUAAUGUAUUUAGGUUCCCUGGUGGAGGAACUCAAUUUCCUCAAGGAGCUGAUAAAUACAUUGAUCAGCUUGCUUCAGUGAUACCAAUCGAAAAUGGAACUGUUAGGACUGCACUGGACACUGGUUGUGGGGUUGCAAGUUGGGGUGCAUAUCUUUGGAAGAGAAAUGUUGUACCAAUGUCAUUUGCGCUAAAGGACUCACAUGAAGCCCAGGUUCAAUUUGCUCUUGAAAGGGGUGUUCCCGCUGUAAUUGGUGUUCUUGGAACAAUCAAGAUGCCAUAUCCAUCAAGAGCUUUUGACACGGCUCACUGUUCUCGCUGUCUAAUUCCUUGGGGAGCAAAUGGCGGAAUUUACAUGAAGGAAGUUGAUCGUGUUCCUAGACCUGGUGGCUACUGGGUGCUUUCAGGCCCUCCCAUCAAUUGGAAGACAAACUUCAAAGCAUGGCAGCGCCCUAAGGAGGAGCUUCAGGAAGAAUAG
Fraxinus pennsylvanica is the source of this 660-nucleotide messenger RNA. NCBI's taxonomy places the organism in Eukaryota, Viridiplantae, Streptophyta, Magnoliopsida, Lamiales, Oleaceae. The record is from the annotation of a GenBank genome assembly.